Messenger RNA from Adineta ricciae, 2805 nucleotides. Lineage: Eukaryota; Metazoa; Rotifera; Eurotatoria; Adinetida; Adinetidae. The record is from the annotation of a GenBank genome assembly.
AUGCCCGAACGAAAAUCGAAUGGAACGAUCUCACCUAAUUGUCGGCCGCAACCGGUGAACAAACAUGACCAAAAGCGAGACGAUGACGAACAACAACAUACAAGAACUUCAUCGAAUCCAGAAGGUCAGAUCACAGUGGUUUGUCGUCCUGAUCAAACCCCUUCCUCGUCAUCGACGCGUCGAUCAAAUACAUCUAUGUGCGAAGUCAAUCGAUCACGUUCAAAGACCAAUUCGAGUACGAGUGUCACGCCAGAAAGUGAAACUCCAUCAAUCCAAUCAACUGGUUUCAAUAUUCUUCAGUCGAUCAGAGAUGUCACGCAUCAAGAACUAAAUCGUGCGAAUCCAUUAGGUCUUCUCGGCAAAGAAGUCAUAUCUGCAACAGGCACUACACACUGUCCGGAGCCAAUACCACCGAAAGAAACAGAUGAAAACGUUCUUAACAUUAGCCGCACAUCGUCAUCAUCUUCUUCAACACCACCCAUCAAUGACAAAGAACCUCAACAGCUACAUUUUCCCUUGAAUGAAGAAGAAAAAAUGCAAAUGCAACGUCGUCGCUCUACACUGGCAAAUAUAACCGACGUCACCCUGCCACCAUGUCCUGCAGAAUUUAUUCCUACCGAUGACGAACCUAAUCUUCAACCACAUCUCUUCUCUCAACCGUCACCCGGUACAAUGGUUGCCGAUUUCAUUCCAGACACAAUGUCAAUCAACGUUUUUGAAGUGUUUAUCUAUGCAUGGGGUGUCUUCGCCUUCUUCUUUGAUACGGUAACUGACAUUGUCCUAGCUCAUGCUUAUUAUGUCGAAGGUGCGUAUUGGUUAUUUAUCUUAACGUUAAUGUGUGUCAUCUUGCCGAACGUCACUCUCUCGGUGUUCUCACUCGUGUGGUACAUGGAUAGCAGUCAAUUAAAAGCCGCUGCGAACGGAAAACUUGAAACAGAUUACGAAACGAGGCGGCAGACUACAUAUUGUCAAACGGAUGAUUUGAUGGAGAAUAAACACGGGGAAGAUCAAGUGGAUGCUCAUAUCUCACGGAUCAGACAUCAACCACAAAUUCCGGAGGAAAAAGUGAAAAAGAAUACAUUUGAAUUAUCAUCGGCAACACUUAAAGGUUUUACGUGGAUUAUUCGAAUUAUUAUCUUAGUUCUACAGUUAGAUCUAUGUCUCAAAUACAUCCGAGGUUUAUAUUAUACAUGGAAAGGCUUCCAAAAGCGGCAUAAUCCCAAAUGGGCACGAUUCUACUUAACGAAACAAAUCUUGAUCGAUGCUGACAUCGCCUUACUACGCGUAUUCGAUUGUUUUAUGGAUUCCGGCUCUCAGGUGAUAUUACAAUUAUAUAUUAUGCUACGAUUAGGUUCAUCAUCGAUGAAAUUUGAUAAUCUCUUUGCAAAGCAAUGUUUAUCAAUCAUAUCUUCUCUCGGUUCAUUAGCGUAUGCGCUAAGUGGCUAUUCCAGAUGCUGGAGACAUAUGCAGUUGACACAUUCACCACAAGGUUGGCCAAAAGGCAAGCCACCACCACGGUUAGUGUCAUGGUGGAGUACGAUCAUUCAAUGGUUUUGGUAUUUAUUUUUAAUAACGCCACGAGUUUUCGCAUUGGCAAUGUUUGCGGCAACCUUUCGCUCCUGGUUUUGGAUUAUUCUUGUUGGCCAUUGGUUUGGAAUGCUUUUCUGGAUUCUUCGCUUUCGGACAAUCUUCUGUAUCAGUGAUCAAACAAAAUACAACCCGCGCGAAGCAAUCUUCGAGAAAUGUUAUAAUCUCGUUUGCUCGUACAUCUUCAUCUUCUGUUAUAUGAAUCUGCGCAAAGGUGAUACACGUUUGCAUUAUAUUGGCUUCUAUACCAUCUAUUAUAUUGAAAACAUCUCUUUUUCGAUUAUUUAUGCUGUCCAUUCAUCGGAAUCUAAUACGAUUUUUAAAUAUUCGCUUGUGACAUUUGUUUGCGUGGGAUUUUGGUUUGCGAUUUUGUUUCAACUUAUCUACUAUCGUUUUCUUCAUCCAAGUGAUCAUGUUCGACUGAAUACAAAACAAAAUGUCGCCUCAGUUGUACGCAUAAGACCAUUGCCACGAUUUAAUCGUUUGAGAAAGUCGAAAUCAUGCGAGGAGAUGAUUGAUCACAAUGAACUACAAAACCAAAAUGAAAACAACGAACUGGCCGAAACGGGUUCAUUAGAAAUGAAUACAAACUCGAUCAACGAACGAUGGUUCAAUCGAUUCUCCAAAGAAAAUCGACAGAAGCUUAUCUCCCAACAACAAGCCAUCGACCAAAAAGUCAAAUUGACCAAAGCACAGGAAGAAGCAACGAAACGUCAGCACGCUUCCUCGCAUAGUGUACUGUCGAAAAUAUCCAAUGGUUUCAAGCGACCAACAACAAUUUCGUUACCAGCAUCGUCUGAACAUGCAGAUCAGAACAAUCUUAGUGUAACUGACACUCCUUCAUCCUAUUCACACAUUCGACAUAGUCGACGACAACCCUUCUUCCAUGGAGCUCAUGUUUCAUUAAAACGAUCUCCACAUCAAGAAUCGUAUGCAAAAAUGCAACAAGAAGAUGAAGAUGAUGUUGAGAAACCCACGAUUUCGUACAUAUCAGAUAAACGAACAUCUCAGCAAUCAUCAAGAAUCUUCAGCAUCGACGAAGACGUACACCCAUCCGACGAUAAUCACAGUACGAUUUCAUCACAUAUCAACCACGCUAGUAACGAUGACGGUGAAGAAAUGAUACUCACAGCUGCUAAAUUGACACCAUUGAUAAUUUCGUCGUCUUCGAAUGAUAAUAAAUCAUUCAUUUCAACCAAUGAUACCUCUCAAUGUUAA